Messenger RNA from Diospyros lotus (date-plum), 1272 nucleotides. Its product is annotated as trans-resveratrol di-O-methyltransferase-like. The transcript is spliced from 2 exons. The record is from RefSeq and is a predicted model, not a curated record. Bases 48 to 1121 code for a protein of 357 amino acids. Gene Ontology annotation, biological process: methylation. Lineage: Eukaryota; Viridiplantae; Streptophyta; Magnoliopsida; Ericales; Ebenaceae. Gene Ontology annotation, molecular function: S-adenosylmethionine-dependent methyltransferase activity; protein dimerization activity; O-methyltransferase activity.
UUCAAUGUGCGAUAUUUUAUCAAGAAGUUGAGAGAAACAAAAAGCAGAUGGCCGAAAGAGGAAGAAACAGCGGCGAGCUACUCAAAGCUCAAGCCCACAUAUGGAACCAAAUAUUCAAUUUCGGGAAUUCUUUCAGACUCAAAGCCGCAGUUGAACUAGGCAUUCCAGAUGUCAUCCACAACCACGGCCAACCCAUGAAACUCUCAGACCUUGUUGCUUCGCUUCCCAUCAACCCAGCUAAAGCUCACUGCAUCCCCCGCCUCAUGCGCGGCCUCGUUCAUUCCGGCUUUUUUCUCGAGAAAAAAGCCUCAGAAAAUGAGCAAGAAAGUUGUUUUUCUCUCACGCCCACUUGCCACCUUCUCUUGAAGGACAAUCCCUUCGACUUAUGUCCAUUCCUGCUCGCCGUGCCGGAGCCCUGUUUUAUAAAUUCAUGGCGGUCUUUGAGCACUUGGCUCCAGAACGAUGAUCCUAACACAACUUUUAACACUGCGAAUGGGAUGCCAUUUUGGGAUUAUCUUGGCCUUAAUCCGACGGUGAACGAUAGGUUUAACGAGGCAAUGGCUGCUGAUUCGAGAUUGAUUGCUAGCGUGACGGUUCGAGAGUGUAAGGGAGUGUUUGAGGGGGUGAAUUCGGUGGUAGAUGUUGGAGGCGGCACCGGAACUAUGGCCGCCGCCAUUGCCGACGCGUUCCCACACUUGAAGUGCACGGUGUUUGAUCAAACGCAUGUAGUUGGAGAUUUACAGGAGAGUCAGAAUUUGAAGUUCGUGGGUGGAAACAUGUUUGAGGCCAUUCCUCCUGCAGAUGCAAUUCUGCUCAAGUGGAUUUUGCACUCUUUGAGUGAUGAAGACAGCAUCAAAUUAUUGAAGAAAUGUAAAGAGGCAAUUCCAAGCAAAGACAAGGGGGGAAAGGUGAUAAUCAUAGACAUGGUGUUGGGAAUCGAAAAUGGAGAUCAUGAGUCCAUUGAGACACAACUCUUCCUUGAUAUGCAAAUGAUGAUUAAUGUGGGUGGUAAGGAGAGAAACAAGAAAGACUGGGAAGAGUUGCUUUGCAAAGCUGGUUUUAGUGACUAUAAUAUAUUUCCAGUUUUAGGGUUAAGGUCUCUCAUUGAGGCAUACCCUUAAUCAACUCAGCAUAGUUUGUUUCAACAAAUAAGUGAAUUACAUGCAUACAUCCUAUUUUAGGAUUAAGGUUUCUCAUUUAGGCGUAUUGUUGAUGAACUCAACAUUGUUUGCUUCAAUAAUAACUUAUUCUAAUUCAUUUGAGAUGUCAAAA